AUGCCUACGACUGCAACGAAGGCCUCAGCACCUUUGCUAGCAGCUGGUCGUCCAUGCAUCAGCGCUACUGCUGUUACCUGCACAGCGUUGCCUGCCACACUCAGGAACCACUACCACACCAUCACCUCUGUGAAGCACGUGGGGGUUCCUGUGCACGUGCCGAUCCCUGCACCGCCGGCCGCGGAGUACAACCGAGUGGUGAACAUGCCCAUCCACGAUCCGCCACAGGUGAUCCAGGUGAAAACGCCGGGGCACACGCACGUGGUUAACCAGUACGUCCACAGCAAGCAUUACGUGCCUGAGCCGGUGCCGUCUCCCCCUCGGUUCCGCAGCGUGCCGGUGCCUGUGCCCGUGCACACUCCGGGCAAGGUGAUCCCCGUGCCCAGCCCUCUGCCGCCGCAGACCGUUGUGCACAACAAGGUUGUGUACAAGACCAGGCACGUCAUCACAAAGAAUAUCUAUGACUGCGAUGCCGGGUUCAACAACUGGAAGUAUGGCUGGUCCAGCCCCAAGAAGACGUGGUGCUGCGCCCACGAGAACAAGGGCUGUCCAGGCACAUGGACUGGCUCCGGCCUGACCAAGACCAUCGUCACCGGCGUCACCACGCACCAUGGUCAGUAUGACGGCGAUUACGGCGACUACGGCCACUACCACUACGGCCACGGCGGCCACUACAGCGACGGCGGCAGCUAUCCGGGCGCGACUACGCACUCCUACCACGUGCACUACAGCAGCGGCGGCGGCGGCGGCGGCGGCGGCGCGGCGGGCGGAGGAUCGUGGCACUCGGGCGGAGGAUCCUGGCACUCGGGCGGCGGCUCGUGGUCCAGCAGCGGAGGGGUGACUCACCACUACCACGUGCACCAUGACGUGCAUGUGAUCCACGACAACCGCGGUCUGGACGAUUUGGAUGGCCCAGGCUUCGAUUGCACUGCUGCCCAUGAAUCGGCAUGGCCCCAGGACGGAAGAGGGACUUUUGCUGUAAGCAGGACCCAAGCCUUUGCGAGUGAGCAGGCCCGCAGACCGGACAUGCCGAUGCAAGGAACCACCCUCUCAGAGGCGACCUUGCCCCGGCUAGAAUCUGUCAACAGAUGUGCGUCUAUGAGUGGGGGCCUCGCCCAAAGUGGCGCCCUUCUGCUGCCCAAAGGGAGACACUUUUCACGCUUGUCUACCAGCAGAGGUCCAGAAUAG
Messenger RNA from Effrenium voratum, 1188 nucleotides. The record is from the annotation of a GenBank genome assembly. NCBI's taxonomy places the organism in Eukaryota, Dinophyceae, Suessiales, Symbiodiniaceae.